AUGGAGCCGUAUUUCAGCAGUUGUCGCGAGAUCCUAAUAGCCGUCGAUAACAGUGAAGGGUCGGAGCUCGCGUUCAACUGGGCGCUCCGGAAUUACUGCAAGCGGCACGACCACGUGCGGCUAAUACACGUCGUCAGAAAUUACAGCGAUGCCAUCGGCACGCUACCCAAGGAGGCGAUCGCGUGUUUAGAGCAGCAGGCCAUGACGUCAGCGCGAGCCGUCGUGGAAAAGUACAUGCGCCGAUGCGCCCACGCCGAUGUGGACUGCGAUUGGCGGAUAGCGUGUGGCGACGAGAGGGACGUGAUCUGUCGCGAGGUGAUGCGUGUGUGCGCCGACGUGCUCAUUGUCGGCACCAGGAGCCUGCCGGCCGCCAAAAAAGCUCUACUCGGCUCAGUCAGCGAAUACUGCGCGCACCACAGUGCAUGCCCGGUCAUCAUUGUGAGGCCCAAGGAGCUCAAGUCGGAAGUCAUUGCUGCACAGCGAUCGGUAGUCAGUGAAGCCCUCCCGCAGGGAUGUUAA
This is a messenger RNA of Closterium sp. Naga37s-1, 519 nucleotides long. The record is from the annotation of a GenBank genome assembly. Lineage: Eukaryota; Viridiplantae; Streptophyta; Zygnematophyceae; Desmidiales; Closteriaceae.